Molecule: messenger RNA, 675 nt
Organism: Colletotrichum chrysophilum
Lineage: Eukaryota; Fungi; Ascomycota; Sordariomycetes; Glomerellales; Glomerellaceae
Exons: 1
Coding region: 1-675 (224 amino acids)
Source: RefSeq, a predicted model, not a curated record
AUGAAUACAGGACUACCAGAACGAACGAGCUUUCCUGCCCCGCCCACGAGGAUCGAGUUUGCCCGUUGCUUCCAGGCGGCCUAUCGGGCUGACUUUGGCGAUUCUGGCUGCUCGCUUCGAGGCGACUCGGACUCGGACUCUGGAGAGUCCUGGCCGUCGAUCCACACGUCUGACUUCUCCACUGAGUCUGACGAUGAUGCCCUCACGACCGACUACGAGGAUGACUACCUCUUGCGCACCGGCAUCAAACCGUGGCCGACUCUGGGUCCCAGACCACCGCCCCACGCCCGGGUCAAGAAACCCGUCAAGGAGGUCCGUCUGACGGUCCAAAGCAGGAAGGACGCCGCCCUCAUUUUCGAAGAUCCCAAACUGCGGCACCAGCCCGCCUUCUCUUCGUGGGAAGUUGAGCUGGGACCGGAGAGAGUGAAAAGACGCGAGCGUAAACUGCUGCUGCGCCGCCAACGCCAGACCGAAAGCUUACGCCGAAAGGAGCAUUCGCCCUCGCCCUCACCAUCGUCCUCGACCUCAAGUGAUACGGAAAUGGACGAGUCGGACAUGGACGACUCAGAAAUGGACGACUCUGAUUUUGAUGAUAUCAACCAGCUCUUCGCCGAGGCGCUGCGGCAACACGACAUCGCCACCGGCAUAGACCCGGCAAGCCUCCGCCGCCGCUAA